Messenger RNA from Phyllostomus hastatus (greater spear-nosed bat), 1169 nucleotides. Its product is annotated as nuclear body protein SP140-like protein. Gene Ontology annotation, cellular component: nucleus. The annotation marks the transcript as partial. Gene Ontology annotation, biological process: regulation of transcription by RNA polymerase II. Lineage: Eukaryota; Metazoa; Chordata; Mammalia; Chiroptera; Phyllostomidae. Gene Ontology annotation, molecular function: DNA binding; protein binding; DNA-binding transcription factor activity, RNA polymerase II-specific. The record is from RefSeq and is a predicted model, not a curated record. The transcript has 8 exons.
GGGCAAGACAGCAGCUGGAUGAAUCUGUGAAUUUUCGUGCUGAAAUACUUCCUGUGACAUGUGGGGAGAUGAUGGGGCUGUUAAUUAAGAGAAAAUUGGAACGAGGAGCCACAAGGAAGUGCAUAAGAACUGAAGAUGGAAACUGGUUCACUCCCAGGGAAUUUGAAAUCAGAGGAGGCUACGAAAAAGCAAAUAACUGGAGGAACAGCCUGACCUGCGGUGGAAAAACCCUAAAACAGCUGAUGGAGCUUGGAUAUAUCCAUCUACCUCCUACUACACGUGAAAGCAAAAAAAAGGAGGAAAACUCAGGCAAAUGCAAGAUCUGCCAGGAUGGAGGAAAGCUCUUCUGCUGUGAAAAUUGUCAGAGCUUCUUUCAUGGGGACUGUCACCUCCCACCUGUGGACACAAAGAGGAACGGUUGGAAUUGUACCUUCUGCACAGUAGAAACUUCUUCACAAAGUCUGCAGUUUUAUACGGAAUCUGAGGUCCUGGUGAAGCAGAUGGAUCCUGGGAGGAAGUUGAAAUGUGAGUUCCUGCUCUUAAAGGUCUAUCAACAUUUAGAGAGCAACAUUUUCCCAAAUAUUCCACGUGGAAGUUAUGUUACAAAGGCUUCUCAAUACAUAGGGAAACUUAGGGCGUUGGACACAAUCAAGAAGAAACUAAUCAUGAAUAAGUACUCCAAAGUGCAAGAUUUUCUGGACGCCAUGAACAAAUUUUUUCAGGACCCCAGGUGUGAGAAAUUACACUUAAACCAGGAGGAAUUUAUGAAGAAAUUCAAAGAGGUCUUCGCUAUUAAGGAAACAAAUUAGAACAGUGCACUGGUGCAGUGCAUGCUGUUGGCACCCUGAAACAUCACACUGCUUUCUGGCACAUUUCUUAUCCCCCUGCUGCUAUGAGGUUGGCUGCUGAUGCCACCUCUCCCCAAUGUAUUGCUUUGGGCCAAAUGGAGCCAGAUUCACCUGAAUGUUAUAUCUCUGUGGCCUAGGGGGUGGUUCCCACCCCAAGGUUGAACCAACUAUGUUCAGUGACUCCAUGUCCCCCAGGGACUGAGGCUACAACUAUUGUCCAGCUAUGACCAUAUCCUUGCUUAGCUUUCUCCUCCAUGGUAUCCUACAUCCCUUACACUCCUCCUCCUGAGAGAAUCCUCACAAUAAAUCACAUAAUCAAGA